UCAAAUCUCCGCCGGCUUACAAACGUAUUAGGCUUUCUUGUAGAGAUUUACACCUACGCGACGACCUACCCCUAAGUGUCUGACUUGAAACUGCCACCGCUCCCGCGCGCCAAGGGAGCAAACAUGCGCCGUCGCUUUUUCGCGUCUCCGAUGAUUUUCCCUCAUGGAAAAUGGGUUAGUAGUAGCUUAGCGACGCUCCUGUAGCGAGGCGUCGCGGCGUCGCGUCUCUUUCGGCACACACGACCAACGAUUCGCCGCCAAUAUUAUCCUCAAUCAUCUAAACAUCGAUACAUCACAGAAACAAUUUGUGCUACGAAGAAAAUUGCAUUUUGGGCGUGCGUGCGAACAAGAAUUGCCGAUCAUGUGUGGUGAAUCGAAGCAGGGCGCAUAAUUCGAUCACAUGAGCACCUGUUUCGUAAUACCAUGUGAGACAAGAAGAUACGUGGUGCGAAUAAUAAAAGUGAGCGAGUGUAGGUGAACGUUUUGUGUGAAAAUUUGCGAGAAAAGCGAUCAGAUUGAAACAUGUCUUUGGUACGCUGUUGCUUUGAGUCGGCCGACUUCUCGGAGGUGGUCGAGACGGUGAUGCAGAAAUGCACGGACGCUGGAUGUUGUUGUGGUUGCUGCAAUGCCUUACGGCCAAGGUAUAAACGGCUCGUGGAUAAUAUCUUCCCAGUUCUGCCUCAAGAUGGGUUGGUUAAAUCAAACAUGGAAAAGUUGACAUUUUAUUCCUUAAGUUCUCCUGAGAAAUUGGAUAGAAUUGGGGAGUAUUUAUAUCAGAAAGCUGCAAGGGAUAUAUACCGCAGACGUUAUGGAUUUGUUAUUAUUGCAAUGGAGGCAAUGGAUUUGCUGCUGUUGUCAUGCCAUGCACCACAAUUAAACUUAUUUGUUGAGAGCUUCCUUAAAAUGGUGCAGAAACUGUUGGAAUCGACUGAGCCAGAGUUACAGAUAUUAGCUACACAAUCAUUUGUAAAAUUCGCAAACAUAGAGGAAGACACGCCAUCCUAUCAUCGUAGAUAUGACUUCUUUGUCAGUAAAUUCUCCGCAAUGUGCCACAAUAAUGACGCGGACUUGCCUACACGGGAUAAAAUCCGCACCGCGGGAAUCAAAGGUUUGCAAGCCGUUGUACGGAAGACCGUAUCGGAUGAUUUAGUUGAGAAUAUUUGGGAGUCGGUGCAUAUGGAUAAGAUAGUUCCUAGUCUGCUAUACAAUAUGCAAAAUUCGCGUUUCCACGUCGAUGAAACCGGCGUGGAGUCGGCGCCUGAUGAUCAAGUGGAUCCGCCGAUGUUGGCGGAGACCUGCAUGCGUGAAUUGAUAGGCAGGGCUUCAUUUGGGCACAUUCGAGCUGUAUUACGACCAGUAUUAAGGCAUUUCGACUUACACGAUUUAUGGGUUCCAAACGAAUUUGCCAUUCAUACAUUUAGAAUCAUUAUAUUUUCAAUUCAAGCACAAUAUUCAUACACCGUCGUAGAAAUGAUGAUGUCGCACCUGGACGAGAACUCAAAAGAAAAGCCGAAAAUUCGAACAAGCAUCGUGGAUGUCCUUUCGAAAAUCAUUGCCAUUGCAGCUGGAGAAAGCGUGGGCCCUUCUGUGCUUGAAAUCAUCAACUCAUUACUCUCUCACUUGAAAGAUUCAGUAAGACACGGCACAAGUCAAAACGAAGAGAAACAAUACCAAGAUGCAUUGAUAAAUGCCCUGGGAGAGUUUGCAAAUCAUCUUCCUGACUAUCAAAAGAUUGAAAUAAUGAUGUUCAUUAUGAGUAAAAUUCCUUAUCCACUAGUGGAUAGCCAUACGCUUGCGGACAACAUGUUGCAGAGUAUCCUAUUGAAGAGUUUACUCAAGGUCGGUACCAAGUAUCAAACGAUUCAUUUGAAUACCACGUUCCCGAUUUCCUUUCUGGAGCCUCUAUUGAGAAUGUCGCUUGCGCCUGAUCCGGACAUGCGUGUAUUGGUGCAGAAGAUUUUGCACACGCUCAUCGAUCGUCAUCACAACCUCGAGAAACUCACGAAGGCGACGGUCAACGUGGACGAGUUGGAGUUGACUUUGGAGAAAUCCUCACGACCGGAUUUGAUUUUCAUCAAUAAACACGGUCCGAUCAUCUACGACGCGUUGUAUACUAGUUUGCAGAUCGAUUCGAAUACUGCCGAUAAUAUUCAAGCGGUUUACACGACUCUAGCACUUUUGUGCGUGGAGCUAGCUAGCGAAGAAACUGUCAUUGAACUAUUACAAUUAUUGGUCGGAAUUCAAAGUCUGGCGUUAAGUAAUCAAAACUUCAGCCAAGCGCAACGGUACAACCUGCACGCGAUUGUUAUCAGCCUGCUGGUAUUGAUUCCGAGUGUGGUUGCGAUACCGCAACUCUUGGAGUACGCCAACAAGCUGGUGCGAGCGCGAAGAAAAGAAGCACCGUAUAUUCUACCUGAUUUGCGCGAUACUUAUAUUACUGGUGCUAUGGUUAAUAAAUUUCCUCAUUUAUUAGUUGACCAGAUGGCUGUGUGUGAAUAUGUAGCUGCGAGUGGUCUAGACGUGACGAGACUGCAAUCGACAUCGCCGUAUGGUUCUGGCGGGCCCGGAAUUGUUGCUAGUGCCCAACGACAUAGUUGGGUGGAAACUGGCGCAAGGGGGAGUGUGGCUGAAAUUGUUUCCAAUACCGAAGUGAACAGCGCGUCAAGUUCUCCUGGCUUACAAAGGAAAAUGCCGGAAGAAGAGUUGACCUUCGAAAGUAUGAAACAUGUUUUGAGCGAACCGCCAGAAGUUCGAAAAGAAGCAGAAAAUGAAAAACGUGAACAGAUCAGCAAUACAUUCAGAACGGCGACGUUUACUGAAUUAACUAAGCGCACACAACCCAAGCAUGAUGUGCUCCACAACAAGUUAAACGAAAUAUUCAAGUCAAUUUCCAGCUCAGAGGAAAACGGCCCAAUCAAAACUGAAGAUACUAAAACAGUACCGGUGUACGAGCAAAACUUUCCCGAAUUGUUUAUUCAUUAAAAAUGUUGCAAGCCAUUUCUAGAUUAUGUUUAGGUAGCAUUUUGACUUACAAUUACGAAGCGUUAUUAUUUUUGAUACACGAAAUAUUUGGAUAGCUUUUUAUCCGGUUAGCGUACAAUCAUACAAACAUGAUAGGUGAUUGAUUUGAUAUUUUUUUGUUUAUGAUUAUGCACAUUGCGCACUCUUAUGAGUAUUUAUGUUUUUCUAAUAUUUAUAUUAUUUUUUAUUGACUAAAGAAAUCCAGAAAUGGGACAAUAAUUCAUACUUACAUCCACAUGAAACAAAGUUUCUGGUAUGAUAAAUGUUAUUAUUAUAAAUGAAAACUGCACACAAUAAUUAACAUGUACUAUACACUGUGUUCGAACGCAUUAAUCGAAGGUCAUUUUCAGAAUCAUCGAAAGGGAUUACUCAAACUACAUUUUGCUGUUACAUAUAUAUAAUAACAUAUUGUACAAAUGAUUGCUCAAUCAUUUGUAUUCUCAUUGCGUGUAAAUGAUACCCGUUCGAGAUUCGACAUUGAUGUUGGUAUAUACUUUAUGUAGAAAAGUCUAUCCUUGUUAAUACCUGUAAAUUUUAUCGUAUACAUGAGCGACGAGCGUUCGGUGAUAAAGGUGAUUCAAAUGAUUCAAAUAAUUAAAUGUAAAUAACCGUUGACAUGUACAAAUCGGACAUAAACGAGAAAAUAAUAA
Molecule: messenger RNA, 3671 nt
Organism: Dalotia coriaria
Lineage: Eukaryota; Metazoa; Arthropoda; Insecta; Coleoptera; Staphylinidae
Gene: stmA
Product: Protein EFR3 homolog stmA
Exons: 10
Coding region: 523-2982 (819 amino acids)
Biological process (GO): protein localization to plasma membrane
Cellular component (GO): plasma membrane
Source: RefSeq, a predicted model, not a curated record